UCCAAACUUCUAUUACUAGCAAAAUUGCUCCAAAUUUACGCCUUCUGUAACUCCAAUCUUGCGAUUUCUUCAUCACAUUCCGCGGCUUCAAUUCUUCUUCUGGUGGAAGAUCAAAAACUUCCGUCUCAGAGAUGAAGAUUGUUGCGGCGUAUUUACUUGCUGUUUUGGGCGGAAAUAAUAGCCCUUCUGUUGAUCAUAUUAAGGCCAUCCUCGGCUCUGUUGGAGUUGAGGUUGAAGAUGACAGGAUUGAGCUGCUUCUUUCCCAAGUUAAGGGCACAGAUUUAGCAGAGAUUGUUGCCUGUGGAAGGGAGAAGAUGGCAUCAAUUCCUUGUGCCGGUGCUGCAAUUGCUGUGGGCGCACCAACUGCAGCCGGUGGUGCUGCUCCUGCUGUUGCCUCUGUUGCUGCCGAGCCUGAGAAGAAAGAGGACAAGAAGGAAGUUGUUGAGGAGUCUGAUGAAGACAUGUGCUUCAGUCUUUUUGAUUGAGGAAUUUGACAUCCCUUACACUCACAACACCUAAUUAAGUUUUAUCCGAUUAAAAGGAGUAAAGUAGAUACUUUAUGACAUUGUUAUUGUUAUUACCGGCGAGCGGAAGGCG
Molecule: messenger RNA, 597 nt
Organism: Momordica charantia (bitter melon)
Lineage: Eukaryota; Viridiplantae; Streptophyta; Magnoliopsida; Cucurbitales; Cucurbitaceae
Source: RefSeq, a predicted model, not a curated record